GACCGCUUUAUGACAUAUCAUAGAUCCAAUGUCAUUAACAUAUGACUUUGACGUUUUAGGUUUUUUUUUUUAAACUUUUAAUAAAUUGGAAAAUUUUUGCAGUUUAUUAGGCCAUAAGCGGUAUUUUUGGGGUUCUUGAUUACUGUUACCACGGGUCAACUACUAACAAAACCAAACAUGUCAUCGAAAGUGACUGAAGUAAAAAACCUUAUUGCAAGCGACAAGGUGGUGAUCUUCUCGAAAACUUACUGCCCCUAUUGCAAAUUGGCCAAAGAGGUGUUUGAUUCUUUAAAGGAGAAGUACACCACCGUGGAGUUGGACUUGAGAGACGAUGCCGAUGAGAUUCAAGGGGUUUUGGGUGAAAUUACUGGAGCGAAAACUGUGCCGAGGGUUUUUGUCAAAGGAAAUUUCGUUGGGGGAGGAUCUGACGUGAAAGCUUUAUACGAGAAGGGGGAGCUGCAAACAUUGGUGGCUGCAUAAUUAUUUUUUUUUUUACACAAUACUAAUUAAGCCUAAACGAUUUUGUUAUGGGAUAUUUUCUUUUAAAGGGACAAAAAGUUUUAAUUGAUUUUUUGCUGUUUUAGGUAAGGAACAUUCCAGUAUUGACCACUUAAACCAAACAAUUAUGAAUCCAAAUAAAUUGUCAACCUUUCAGUUAAUUAUUGUAAUAAAGUGAAUUUUAUCGAGAGCAAAACAA
Anthonomus grandis grandis is the source of this 697-nucleotide messenger RNA. RefSeq lists its product as uncharacterized. The transcript has 3 exons. Gene Ontology annotation, molecular function: glutathione disulfide oxidoreductase activity. NCBI's taxonomy places the organism in Eukaryota, Metazoa, Arthropoda, Insecta, Coleoptera, Curculionidae. Bases 178 to 480 code for a protein of 100 amino acids. The record is from RefSeq and is a predicted model, not a curated record. Gene Ontology annotation, biological process: cellular response to oxidative stress. Gene Ontology annotation, cellular component: cytoplasm.